Cheilinus undulatus (humphead wrasse) is the source of this 921-nucleotide messenger RNA. RefSeq names its product phosphatidylinositol glycan anchor biosynthesis, class P (gene pigp). The coding region runs from base 237 to 626 and encodes 129 amino acids. Gene Ontology annotation, molecular function: phosphatidylinositol N-acetylglucosaminyltransferase activity. Lineage: Eukaryota; Metazoa; Chordata; Actinopteri; Labriformes; Labridae. The transcript has 5 exons. The record is from RefSeq and is a predicted model, not a curated record. Gene Ontology annotation, biological process: GPI anchor biosynthetic process.
AAUAUAUCGAAGGACAAGUCAACGGAAGAGGUAGUAGGAGGAACGAAGUGCUGUUUGGAAAAUGCCUCAUAGUUUUCUAACUUAAUAUUUUAAGUUCUUUUAGGUACAUUUUGACAAAUACGUCGCGUCGCCUGUACUUACCUGCGUUCUCAGGUAGAUAUAUCUGGUGUCUGGGUGGUUUUCACAAGGCAUGCACUAGCUGUUUCAUAAAUCAAACGACUACUGGACAAACUAUCAUGGUGGAAAACUCUCCCUCUCCUCUUCCUGAAAGAGCCAUUUAUGGAUUUGUUCUCUUUCUCGGCUCACAGUUUGGCUUCUUUCUGUACUGCCUGUGGGCUUUUAUACCUGAGGAGUGGCUUCAUUCAGUAGGACUCACUUACUGGCCUCAGAAAUAUUGGGCUCUUGCUGUUCCGAUCUAUCUGCUGGUUGCAUUGAUGAUCUCUCAGGUUUUGCUCUUUGGAAUAAAUAUGUACAACACAGCUCCACUCGACUCUGUGGACAAUGUCACAGAUGUGUACGCUCAAGGACAGAGGGCAGAAGACUGCCGCAAAGAAGGAAUACCCAGACUGAAAGAUGUUUCCAUUAGUGAAGUCAACCAAAUAUUUUAUUUAUCACCCAAGCUAUAACAAACUGACACUGACUACAGGUUAAGUUGCUGGAGAUUUAAAGUACUUCACUUUUACUUUUUGUUUAUAUUUGUGUAGUAUUUAUUUAUUCUAGACCAGUGUAUCAUGGGGCAAAGACGCACUGGAUGAACUGGCUUUUUCUGUGCUUGACAGAUUUGCAUCCUGCUAUGACACUAAAAAGAUGGCUUAUGAAUAUAUUCAACAAAUUACAAAUAUUUUUUUGACUUUGGUUCUCUUUUAACUCUUUGGGUGUCAUACCUUUUUAUGAAAUAAACAAGGUACAUAUAUUUUUUAA